This is a messenger RNA of Maudiozyma barnettii, 1395 nucleotides long. RefSeq names its product putative protein phosphatase regulator PIG2 (gene PIG2). The coding region runs from base 1 to 1395 and encodes 464 amino acids. The record is from RefSeq and is a predicted model, not a curated record. NCBI's taxonomy places the organism in Eukaryota, Fungi, Ascomycota, Saccharomycetes, Saccharomycetales, Saccharomycetaceae. Gene Ontology annotation, cellular component: protein phosphatase type 1 complex. Gene Ontology annotation, molecular function: protein phosphatase 1 binding; glycogen binding. The transcript has a single exon. Gene Ontology annotation, biological process: regulation of glycogen biosynthetic process.
AUGCAAGAAGAAGACAACAAUUCAAUGGGAGGUGUAUCCUUACAAUAUUUGAAUAAUAAUGCACAAGGUGAGUUAACGAAUGAUCAAUUACUUGCUAAAAAGACAAGAAUGAUGAGUAAAACUACAGAUUCUAUUAGAAAUCCUGCAUAUACAACAGAUUUUGGUCCACCACAGGCCUCUAGAAUAAAAAGAUCAAUGUCGAUGCCAUUUAUCGUCAAAUCAAUAUUAUCCAAACCAACUCCAACAUUUAACCGUCGUACGAAAAAGAAACAUAUUAGAAGUAAAAGUGUACAUUUUGACGAAAAAUUACCAAUAAAAUUAUACCAAUUGGAUGAUAGACCUAGAAUUAUUAGCGAUGAGGACUCAUAUGAUACAGGGAAAGUUAAUUUUGAUAAGACAAAACCAUUAGGUAGAAUAAAUACUCAAGAAUAUUAUGAGGAUGAAAAUGAUAAUGAUCUUGAUAUGAUAAAGGAUUCAGCGAUAAAUAGUGGUGAAAACAAUGGGUUUUAUGAUUUUAAUUUUCCAAUAUUUGAUUACGCGCAGGGUUUACAAGAUGUUCGAAUAAAUUAUUUUUUUAAUCAUACCAAGAAUGACUUAUAUUUACAAGAUUUACAUUUAGAAUUUUUGAAACAAACUCAAGAUUGGGUAUUAAAAGGCAUUAUAUCUCUAAGAAAUAUUUUUUUUGAAAAAUUUGUUGUCGUUAGAUAUACAACAAAUAAUUGGAAAAAUAGUACAGAUAUUUAUGGUCAAUAUAUGAGAAGUGGGAAUAAUUAUGAUUUUUUUGAAUUCCAAAUUAAUAAAUUAGUUGAUUUAAUCAAUUAUGAUUAUGAUAAACAUUCAAUUAAUUUAGAAUUUUGUAUUAAUUAUCAAACAACAGAUAAUAAUCAUCAAGCAUUGGAAUUUUGGGAUAAUAACAAUGAUAAGAAUUAUAGAAUGAGAUUAGUUGUUGGUAAAGAAUUGAAUACAAUAGCUAAAGAGGAAAAUGAUAUUAAAAAUAUCGAAAAACAAUUCAUGAAUUGGAAUUUGACAUAUACUGAUUCAAAAAGUCAUAAUACUAAUAAAAAAACAAAUAGUAAUAAUAAUAAUAAUAGCAGUGGUAGGAGCUGCAAUAGUAAUAGUAAUAAAAAGAACAUAAAAUCAUUAUUAAAUGAAAAUAGUGAUAGUGAUAGCGAUUUAGAUUCAUUAGAAUUUGAUUUAGGUCACAGAUUUGAAAAUAAUAGAAAGAAUAGUAAACAAAUGAAUAAUAAUUUUGGUAUGACUAAUAAUUUCAAUAAUUUGAACAAUUUUAGUAGUAAAAAAAGAACUGAUAAUUUUAAUAAUAAUGAUAUUUUACAAAGUGCAAUGAAUCAAUACCCCUUCAAACAAUAUAAUUUCAAGAAUUCAUUCAAUAGCUAA